UGAAGUUGUGGCGAGCUCCGAGGAAGAAGGGAGGAGUUUGCCAGCUGCUAAAACGGUCACACCCAUGACCUACUGUAUAGAUAUAGCGGAGUGCAGGAGCUUCACGGCACCAGAGCCGUAGGAUAUUCAUAAACCGCAGAUUGCAUAGAUUUACCUCUUCUGUAGAUAACGCUAAAGAGGAUUUUAAUACGACUAAGAAAUAAUUUUACACCGGAGGCAUUUAGCAUAGCCGUAAACGAGGACUGGUAGCUUUGGACAGCAGCAUGUCGGUGAAGACGGGUGGGGCCCAGACGAAAUGGGUCGCUCUCAAGAGCAAACUGAACACCUCCCCAGACCCCGACACCCAAGCGGAGGCCAACCUCGAGAAUGCGGAUCCGGAGCUGUGCAUCCGCCUGCUGCAGGUGCCCACGGUGGUGAACUACUCAGGGCUGAAGCGCCGGCUGGAGGGCAGCGACCGGGCCUGGAUGCUGCAGUUCCUGGAGCUCAGCGGCCUGGAUCUGCUUCUGGAGGCCCUGGACCGGCUGUCCGGCCGCGGCUGCUCCCGAAUCUCGGACGCCCUGCUGCAGCUCACCUGCGUCAACUGUGUGCGUGCCAUCAUGAACUCCUCCUACGGCAUCACCUUCAUUGUGGAGAACGAGGGCUACAUCCGCAAGCUGUCGCAAGCUCUGGACACUACAAAUACUAUGGUGAAGAAGCAGGUGUUUGAGCUGUUCGCUGCUCUCUGCAUAUAUUCCACUGAAGGCUACAACUUGGCCUUCGAUGCUCUGGAACAUUAUAAGAGUGUAAAGAGCCAGGUGUACCGGUUCAGUGUCAUCAUGAAUGAGCUACAGACCACAGACAAUGUGCCUUACAUGUGCACCCUUUUGAGCUUCAUCAAUGCACUCAUUCUGGGAGUUGAGGACCUGCAUCUUAGGGACAAAAUCAGAAAGGAAUUCAUAGGGCUACACUUGUUGGAUAUACUGCCGAAUUUAAGGGAGAAGGAGGAUGUAGACCUGAUUAUCCAAUGUGAAACAUUUGAGGAAAUAAUGUCUGAGGAUGAGGAAGAACUGUUGAGGAUCUAUGGAGGCAUCGAUAUGAGCAACUAUCAAGAGGUUUUUACCACACUCUUUAAUAAGGUGAGCAGUACUCCUGUUUCUGUCCAGCUGCUGUCAAUUCUCCAGGGUCUUUUGCAUCUAGGGCCUGCGAACUGCAACAUCUGGCAAGCACUAGAUAUCCUCACCAACAGAGCUAUACUGCUGGCUGAAGACGUUCGUGACGACUCAGUUGAAACCAUUAUGAAACGUCUGGUAAUCUCCAAAAGAAGAUCCUGCUGGGAAACUGCCACUAAUGGAAGUUCAUCAAAGAAGGUGGACACGGGGGUGCAGACUGAAUUUACAGGUGUUGGACAUGAGAGAUCCAUCCACUGCCCUGUUUCUGUGACUGUGCCAGCUUCCUGUCAGAGUGGGAAAACAACGCCUUCACCCCCUCUACCUGAUACGGGGAGUCCAAUACCUUCUCCUUCAACACCUGUGCCUGGGGUUGUGCCACCUCCUCCUCCACCUCCCCCUCCUCCACCUCCUCUGCCAGGUAUGGGUGGGGCCAUGCCCCCACCCCCUCCUCCACCUCCUCUGCCAGGCGUGGGUGGGGCCAUGCCCCCACCCCCUCCUCCACCUCCUCUGCCAGGCGUGGGUGGGGCCAUGCCCCCACCCCCACCUCCACCUCCUCUGCCAGGCGUGGGUGGGGCCAUGCCCCCACCCCCACCUCCACCUCCUCUGCCAGGCAUGGGUGGGGCCAUGCCCCCUCCUCCACCUCCUCUGCCAGGCAUGGGUGGGGCCAUGCCCCCUCCUCCACCUCCUCUGCCAGGCGUGGGUGGGGCCAUGCCCCCUCCUCCACCUCCGUGUCCAGGAAUGGGCGAUGUUGUCGUGGCUCAGACCUCCCAGUCCCUCGGUUUUUCCGUUCCAGCUUCUUACAGGUCCAAAUGUUACCCCACCCUUAGAAUGAAGAAACUCAACUGGCAGAAGCUUCCUUCCCAAGUGCUCACAGAUAGCCAUUCCCUUUGGUCUUCAGUGCAGCAGCAAAACAGCCCCUUGGAGCCUGACUACUCCAGCAUUGAGCAGCUCUUCUGCCUGCCUGUGGCCCAGCCCAAAGGCAAGGAAGCCACCACACCAGUCAAGAAGGAACCCAAAGAGAUUACGUUUAUUGAUGCCAAAAAGAACCUAAAUCUAAAUAUAUUUUUGAAGCAAUUCAAGUGCUCCAAUGAAGAAUUUGUUGCCAUGAUUCGGAAUGGCGAUCGCUCCAAAUUUGACGUGGAAGUAUUGAAGCAGCUUCUGAAACUUCUUCCUGAAAAACAUGAAAUUGAAAAUCUGAAGUCAUACCAAGGAGAGAAGGAGAAACUGGCAAAAGUGGAUCAAUUUUAUCUCCUGCUUUUGGCUGUCCCAUGCUACCAGCUGCGGAUUGAGUGCAUGCUGCUGUGUGAAGACACAGCCUCCGUGCUGGAAAUGCUGAGGCCUAAAUCUGAACUGAUCCAUACUGCCUGUGAAAGUCUCCUUACAAGCACACGAUUGCCAAAUUUCUGUAGACUAAUUCUUGAUGUUGGGAACUUUUUAAACUAUGGAACUCACACAGGAAAUGCAGAAGGAUUUAAAAUUAGCACCCUUUUGAAACUAACCGAGACCAAGGCAAACAAGUCGAGGAUCACGCUACUACAUCACAUCCUGGAGGAAGCUGAGCAAAACUACCCUGAUUUGUUAAACCUACCAGAUGAUAUUAAAGUCUGUGUAAAAGCUUCAGGAAUUAACAUAGAAUCCAUCCAGUCAGAAGCUAGCUCCCUUUCCAAACGCCUGAAAGAUGCCGCAAAGAAGAUAGCCUCAUCUGUGGAAGAUAUGAAAGAGCAAUUUGAAAAAGUGACACAGCAAAAUCUAGAAGAAUGUCUGAAACUUGAAGACCGUUUUGUAGCCAUAGAAAAGAAGAAGGAGGAGCUAGCUACUUACCUGUGUGAAGACCCAAGCAAACUGUCCUUAGAGGAGCUUUUUAACACCUUAAACACCUUCCAAGGCCUCUUUGUGAAGGCUCUCAAGGAGAACCACACAUGGAAAGAGCAGGCUGCGAAGGCAGAGAAGCGGAAGAAGCAGCUUGAAGAGGAGGAGUCCAAGAGGCAGAAGGGGGCAAAUGGAAAGAUAAUAAGAAAAGUCCCCGCAAAGCAGGAGGAAGGCUGCAUUAUCGAUUCUCUGCUGGCUGACAUCCGGAAGGGCUUCGCUCUGAGGAAGACUGCACAGCCCAGGUGCGAAACAGAAAGCCUUCCCUCUAGUGAAACACACAGAGGUAAAACACAGCCUGACAAGUGUGCUAUUUCUGCAGGUGAAGAAGGAGCCUCAGCAUCCGCAGACCCCACGAUGGACAGCAGUCAACUAAAUGGGACCACGACACAACCCCUGGAAAAAGACGACACACUUUCUCCUUCUGCAACCGACCCCAUAAAAGAGGCAGAACAUGACGUUGGUAAUCUACAGCCUGGCCUCCCUGCUGAGAACCCACCAGAGUUGAGAGAUGAUGUUUCAGAAGAGAAGAAUGCAGCUACAGAGCUUCUUUCUUCUCCUCCUCCUCCUACCAUCCCGGACAAUGACCCGCCUGAACUGAACAAUAAUGGAAAAGGAUAUGAAGUGGAAACAAUGACUUGUGCAGCUGACGAAGCGCAGGAGGACUGCGAGGCUGAAAAAAAGUUUGCAGCAAACUCUGACAGUGAAGUGACCAUCCAGCACAGUGGAGGUCCGUUUCUGCCCAGCGACCAAGACUGUUGUGACCCUGCCUCACAAAAUGCCGACAGGAGUAAUGACACGCCAUCGGCAGCAUAUGCAGAUGAUAACCGUCAUGCCUUAUCCCAGUGCUCUACUUCAAACUCAGCCACCAAAGAAAAUGAUGUGAUUGAUGGUCAGGAUAUUGUAAAUGUAUCCGAGGUGCCAAUCACAGUGAAUGAUUCAGAAGGAAGUUCUUCCAAGUCAGCAGACUGCACAAAACCUGAAUCUAAAAGGCUGCCUAAGCACUUCAGAAAGAAUAGAAAGAGUGGAGAAGCUGUUCACAAUGGAAAUGGACACAAAAAUUCUAAAAAGGGUUGUGUGAUGCAGUAAGGUUUGUCCAAAAAGAAGAAGACAAAAGUCAAACAGAAAUCUUGAGAUUUUAAGUGGAGAUCUCCUCACAAGCCUUGAAAAGUAUUAUCACAGAACUCUGCAAACUCCUGUGGGAGUAGCAGUUCUUGUCAACUGUGUUUAUGGAACAAAUCAAUUGUUUGAAAUGCAGUUGAAUUCAGCAGAACGAAGACUGGGAUUUGUUUUACGCUCCAAGGCUCCAGUUAAUUCCCCUGUUCACACUUUUGAGGGAAAAAAUUAUCCUUCUUUAAGAAUUGAAGAUCUUCAGAAGUCAAGCACAUGAAUAGCCCACAACGUGCAGCACUGGCAAAGAUACAAGUUCAUUAUGGACAACAUCAGAAAAUCAAUUGUGGCUGAUCCGACCAAUUGUACGACACGGUUACAGAAACCUGCAAGAAUGAAUUCCUAAUUCUUCUUCCAUGGAGAACUUUGUAAAUACGUUUUGCAUAUUUGGGAGACAAAAAAUUGAAUAUUUUCAAACAUGUAAUCCAUACUUUUCCACGUUGUCAACAAAUGUAUAGCAAGUGUUUCCAAGUUGCUCCGUUUUCUCUGUCACAGAAGCAUAACAACACAAAACUAAGUGGCCCAUAUCGGACUUCACAGGUUUCGUUCACAUUUGACAAUACAGUGUUGCCACUGUUAGGCCAUUAAUGGUCUAAAGCCAUGAGCAUUAUUUCAAAUUGAAUGUGAAUAAAGAUUAAUCAAUGAAAAAAAAAUCAUAUGUCUCUACUGAGCUAUAGAGAAAGUUUUAGUGAACAUUUGAAUGUAAUUACAGCAAGGAAGAUCUUUGUGAUCAGCAGGCAUAUUUUUUAUUUUCCCAUAUAUUUCUUGUGGGUUGCAAGGUGUCAUGGCACAUUGGGGCCUGUGUCGUGAUUGCAGACUGGAGCACUGUCUGUUAGGAGUUCGCGUGUUCUGCCCCUGUUUGUGUGCAUUUAGUCUGGGUACUUAAGUUUCUUCCUGCCUCCCAAAGACAUGCUGGCUAGAUUAUGUCUUUCAACUGUUCUCUGUGCAUGUUUUUCCUUCCAGGAUGUAGUCUUGACUUGUGUUCCCAGGAUAGACAGUGGGUUGCAGCAGACCUGAAUAGGAACAAGCAGCUUCCAUGAAUAGAUAUAUUCCUUGCAUAUACUUAGUAAUGGUCACCAGUAUUAACUUUUCAGUGCUAGAUGGGUUAUUUAUUAGUUUUAUUUUUAUUGAAACAAAUAAUGUACACAUAAAUAUAUUUGAUAUACUGUAUGUGGUGAAAAAACGAUGUAAUCAUUCAGAGGUUCUUCAGAGAAAGAACUUUUGUAAAAUAAGAAAUAAUUUAUGAUUUCCAUUUGUCGCAUUCAAGAGACCAAGCUGACUGCAUACAGAAACAUUUUUUGUGGGUUGUAAAAACACAUUAUUGUAGUGCUGUAUAAACAUCAAGAGAUUACUUUUAUCAAAAAAGGGAAACAAAUAGGUGCAAUCCUGGAGUAAUCCUUGAGGGUUUUAAAGAUGAUCCAUAGUAUGAGUCUUGAUGCAUCUUAAAGGUUUCUGAAACACAUUUUAUAACAAAAAUGAAAAUAAUAAGAUCUACCUACAGUAUGAAUGAGGAAAGCUCACAAGGCAGUAGAUGUACAGGAAAAUGAGGGUUAAGCUCCUUCAUUAAAUUUUCUGUAUGUUCUUAAGGGCUGGAAGGUGAUACCUACUGUACCAAAACAUGAAUAUUAACUUGCACAUCUUAACACUUGCCAAAAGUCAUAGGCAUUUACUGUAGGUAAGUCCCCCUUAGCUGUGUAUCUUGGUCACAACUGUGGAUUAAAAAGGGGUAUGAACAUGUGUACUUGUACAGUAAAUCCACUUUCCAAAAAAACUCCAAUGAUUUGUUAUAAUACAGAAGGGCAAGAGAUGACUGUUUCCAAACUGAGAACAAAGCAUGGUUUUAAAAUUGUGUUUUAGUGACAACCUGGAAGUUGCGCAGGCUUGCUCCUUUAAUUCAGCUGUUACUGAGGUAAAGAGAAAAGGCAGUGUGUGCCUUAGUUUUCUGUUGUACAUGUACUGUAUGUACAGCAGUACAGUAUGUAUGUUAUACAUAUCCUUCCUGCUGGCUGUUCCUGCUUGGAUUUCUAAUUGUUGUGCUCAGUGAAAAGGCUUACCAAAGCCAUACACAGUCAUGUCAUAAGAAAGAGUCAGAUGUGAUUAAGCACAUACAUCUUAAUCAACAGGCUCAAAUACACUGCACAUUGCUAAUUUCCUUCUCCUCUAUACCAAUAAGGUAUAGCAGUAAGGUUUCAUGCUACUUUUUCUUUACUAGAGUCUAGCACGGCAAAUAAUACUUUAAGUAGAAACAUGAAUAAACAUUUUUUUUAGAAAUCAAUCAGAAAUAAUGCAUCAUAUAUAAAGUACUCCUUUAAACCUUUUCUUCUGUACAGGUCAGAUUGCUAUGUAAAAUUUACUUUUAUUAAUGUAUUUUUGCAGUAUGUUCUUUGAGCUGAUUAGCGUACUGUGUCAUUGCAUUUUUACUUAUUGAAGUUGUCAACAUGAUCUGAAACGAGUCAUAAUGCCUUAAUGUUCUAAAUAAAUUUAUGAAAGCUGUUUUAACUGAUCUGUUCUUAUGAACCGCGAUAUAAAUGAUAUCAAACCUU
Lepisosteus oculatus (spotted gar) is the source of this 6727-nucleotide messenger RNA. It is a transcript of the gene inf2, whose product is annotated as inverted formin 2. Lineage: Eukaryota; Metazoa; Chordata; Actinopteri; Semionotiformes; Lepisosteidae. Gene Ontology annotation, molecular function: actin binding; small GTPase binding. The record is from RefSeq and is a predicted model, not a curated record. Gene Ontology annotation, biological process: actin cytoskeleton organization.